AAACCAGCAAAAUAAGGUAUAAACUUUUUUUAAAAACUGUUACCAAACAGAACUUUUAGUUUUAGCUUAUAACUAAUUUAUUGAACGAGAGCCUAAAACAAAAUAAGUUGAAAUUUGAUGAAUGAGAUAAAAAGAACUUGUUCUGUCCACAAAUCCUUGAAUUGCUAGUGUUUGUCAUUUAGUCUGUUAAAAAAAAUUGUUGUGUUUUUGCGUAUUGUAAUUGAUUCUUUCAUUCAUUCAUUCAUUCAUUCAUUCACAGUCUCAGUGUCUCACACACCCUCUCCAUAUUCGAAUCGAUAUUGAACAGCACCACUUAUUAUUUAUCUGAGAAUCAACACUGCAAAAUCGAAGGCAGAACCAUACAAAUCAGCAUCUAUUUUGAAGAAAGCGAACGAUGAUUGAUUCUACGGUUUCCUUAAACCCUCCCAACAACCUCCACACAAAAGUUCCACUAAAAAAUUUCCAGUCCCCAGCAGCAUUUACUUCUACAACCAAAAUCACUUUCAGACCACACAAAUUCCGAAGCGCAACGAUUCGGGCUACAACAAUGCAAAAUGAAAAUGAACAACAACCUUCUUUUGGAGACACUCUCCUCAACAACACUCGCAAACGCCAAGUUAUUGAUGCUGCCACAACUUCCCUCUCUAAUUGCCUCUCUGAAACUAACCUGCAUUUGACAGUUCCUGCUCUCAAAUCGAAAUCCCGGGGAAAAGUUCGAGAUAUUUAUGAUAGCGAGGAUUAUCUUGUUUUAGUAACCACUGAUCGCCAAAGUGCCUUCGAUAGGGUUCUUGCUUCCAUUCCUUUCAAAGGCCAGGUUCUUAAUGAAACAAGUCUGUGGUGGUUUGAGAGAACUAAGCACAUAGUUUCUAACGCAGUUGUGUCGGCUCCAGAUAAAAAUGUUACAAUAGCAAAGAAAUGUUCAGUUUUCCCUGUUGAGUUUGUUGCUAGAGGGUUUGUCACUGGAAGUACCGAUACAUCUUUAUGGACAGUCUACAAUAAAGGCAUUCGUAACUACUGUGGAAAUGUCAUACCAGAUGGGAUGGUUAAAAAUCAAAAGUUGCCUAAAAAUAUACUCACUCCAACUACCAAGGCUGCAGAUCAUGAUGUUCCUGUCACUCCGGAUGAGAUUAUUGAAAAUGGACUGAUGAAUCGUGCUGAUUAUGUAGAAGCGAGUGAAAAAGCAUUAAGGCUGUUUGAAUACGGACAGCAAGUGGCAUUGGAACAUGGACUUAUAUUGGUAGAUACUAAGUAUGAAUUUGGGAAGGCAAAUGAUGGAUCAAUUCUGUUGAUUGAUGAGGUUCAUACUCCUGAUUCAAGUAGAUAUUGGAUUGCCGAUUCUUACUUGGAGCGCAUUCAAAAUGGUCUUGAGCCUGAAAAUGUUGAUAAGGAGUUCUUGAGGCUGUGGUUCAAAAGUCACUGCAACCCUUAUGAAGACGAGGUCCUUCCUGAUGCUCCUGAAGAUCUCGUUUGUGAAUUGGCUUGGCGGUACAUUUUCUUAUACGAGACUAUAACAAAAUCAAAGUUUGAGAUACAAUUGACCGAGGAGCCAAUACAUGACCGAAUAUCUCGAAAUGUUGCAUCUGCUCUAGCAUCCUUAAAGUAGCCCACACAGGAAGUGUGUUUGGAUUCACGGUGAGAAUGACAAAAUCAUGUUGAGCUACCGCGGCAUAAGCUACACUUUAGAGCUUCAAGAAUCACAGUGAUAUCGUGAUUUAUCAAAUUUUAACAGUAUGAUUCUGAAAUUUCAACAAAUGGGAUUUCAACAAAAUAAAUGGGAAGGAUUCUGAAACUUUACUUGAAAGUAUACAUUCCCUAUUGGGUGUCUUAAAUGCAACAAUGAGUCACCUUAACAGUGAUUUCACUCUGCAUUUGUUGGUGAAGCCCUUGAAUGGUGUUGCAGGAGUUUCAAACCAAGGGAUAUGAAUGUAAUUUGAAAAUUUAACUUAUAAAAACACCCUUUUGGAUGUA
Messenger RNA from Trifolium pratense (red clover), 1968 nucleotides. Its product is annotated as phosphoribosylaminoimidazole-succinocarboxamide synthase, chloroplastic-like. The transcript has 13 exons. Gene Ontology annotation, cellular component: cytoplasm; chloroplast stroma. Gene Ontology annotation, biological process: 'de novo' IMP biosynthetic process. NCBI's taxonomy places the organism in Eukaryota, Viridiplantae, Streptophyta, Magnoliopsida, Fabales, Fabaceae. Bases 395 to 1603 code for a protein of 402 amino acids. Gene Ontology annotation, molecular function: phosphoribosylaminoimidazolesuccinocarboxamide synthase activity. The record is from RefSeq and is a predicted model, not a curated record.